Messenger RNA from Artibeus jamaicensis (Jamaican fruit-eating bat), 1275 nucleotides. It is a transcript of the gene RNF183, whose product is annotated as ring finger protein 183. The record is from RefSeq and is a predicted model, not a curated record. Gene Ontology annotation, molecular function: ubiquitin protein ligase activity. The coding region runs from base 251 to 823 and encodes 190 amino acids. The transcript is spliced from 2 exons. NCBI's taxonomy places the organism in Eukaryota, Metazoa, Chordata, Mammalia, Chiroptera, Phyllostomidae. Gene Ontology annotation, biological process: protein ubiquitination.
UGCAAGCAGGUGUGCUCAAGAGACUUCAGCCCAGGCCACCUGGCAGCUCCAGGUGCUGUAUGUGCGCUGCCAUGGAGACGGGCCCCAGGGUUGGUGGCGAGAAGGCAGCUUUUCAAAGCUUUUUGGAGAGAGAGAUUCAGGGAAGGGAGAGACUGGAGCCUCAGGCCCUUCAGGGUAGUCUGCUGACUACUCUAGGGCCAACUGAAGCUCAGGACGUCUCUUGCCGGGCCUCCUGGUAUCUGGCCUGAGGAUGGCCGAGCAGCAGGGCCGGGAGCCCGAGUGCCCCGUCUGCUGGAACCCCUUCAACAACACAUUCCACACCCCUAAAGUGCUGGACUGCUGCCACUCCUUCUGCGUGGAAUGCCUGGCCCACCUCAGCCUGGUGACUCCAGCCCAGCGCCAGUUGCUGUGCCCACUCUGUCGCCAGCCCACUGUGCUGGCCUCCGGACAGCCUGUCACUGACUUGCCCACAGAUAUGGCCAUGCUCACCCUGCUCCGCCUGGAGCCCCUCCGCAUCAUCCUGGAAGGUCACCAGCUCUGUCUCAAGGACCAGCCCAAGAGCUGCUACUUCCUGCGCCAGCCCGGAAUCUACACGCUGGAACUGGACCCCCGGCCCGGGAGCCGGACUGAGGACCCGCAGGCCAUGGCCCCUGCCACCACGCCCCUGCCCGCUCCCAUCUCCAGCCACUACUCUCUGAGGGAGUGUUUCCACAACCCUCAGUUCCGGAUGUUUGCCUACCUGAUGGCUAUCAUCCUUAGCGUCACUGUCUUGCUCAUCUUCUCCAUCUUUUGGACCAAGCAGUUCAUUUGGAGUAUGGGGUGAGCAUCUAUCUGUUCCUGACAAGGAACCAAGCCUCUCCCAGCUGCUGCUGGUUAUGGGGACUGCAGAGCCGAGUGUGUGGUUGUCUUCCCCUGUAGUGUUGUUUAUUUGUACAAUCCACGGGCCGGUUAGACCAUGUGCUUGCUUCUGGGAACAGCGUCCUGCUAUAUGAGAACCUCUGAAAGCUGACGUGGUGAGGGAGGGUGUGAGACCACCUCUGGGUGGGAGCUCUGAGGGUGCACGGGACGGGGACAACUGCUGUCCCUAGAAACCUUUCUAGCCCAGAGAGCAAGCUGCAUGUCUCACUGGAGCUGCUCUGAACUCGUUCACUUUUUUUUUUUGAGUUGUUCUUUUUAUUGGGUUGCUAAAAAAUUGGUAAAAUGAGCUUCAAUUCUGUGAGCAAAUAUGUCUCCUCCUUGCAGUUUUCUCUUUACUUUGCCACCAGUCCCAGUAAA